This is a messenger RNA of Malania oleifera, 1801 nucleotides long. RefSeq lists its product as uncharacterized. The record is from RefSeq and is a predicted model, not a curated record. The transcript is spliced from 4 exons. The coding region runs from base 181 to 1338 and encodes 385 amino acids. NCBI's taxonomy places the organism in Eukaryota, Viridiplantae, Streptophyta, Magnoliopsida, Santalales, Ximeniaceae. Gene Ontology annotation, cellular component: chloroplast.
GGAUUGAUAUUUUUAUUCUAGCCCUUCAAUACAUAUAUAGCUAGAACCAUAAAACAAAAUAGGGGGCGGGGGGGUUGGAGAACGCCAUUGCUUGCCGUGAAUGUCGGACCCUGAGCUGUUCGUUCGGGAGGGAGAGGACAAAGGAGAAACAAAAUCGCAGAAGCGAAUAACAAAUUAGAAAUGGUGGCGAUCUCAUUAUACAGAGGGAACCUGCACAGAGUCCCCGACGUUCCCCGCCGGUGGUUGAUGCCAAACCGUCAAAUAUCGCUCAAAGAGUUCAAGAUCCUACUCCACAAACGUACGCUAGCCCUCCCUCACCUCCUCCCCUCCUCUGCCAUCGCCACCUCCGCCGCCGUGACCACCGUCGGCGCCACCUCCUCUAGCCCUAACCCUGACCCCAAUUUAAAGCCGCGCGAAGAUCCUCCCAAAGAUAAUGGGCUUCCCAACGGCGACGCUCAGCCUCAAUCUGAGCCAGCUGAGGUUAGGGUACCCGAAGAAUCGCAUGGGACUUGUGGGGAUGUCAAAGAUGGGGUCAAAGAUAAUAAGGGCGGAUCAGAAGGUGGCGAUUGUUCUGCAAAACGGGUUGAUGAAUCUGUUCAAGAGGCUGCUGAUUUGAAACAAGUUGCGCCGGGGAGCGCGGCAAAUGUGGCUAGUGACCAUGGUAAUUCGCAAGCUUUGCGGGAGGAUAAGCCGGAUGUGUCGUUAAACCCUAAUACUGAGACAAACCUGACAAGCGACAAGGUGGAUGAAUUUAAUGGUAAAGAGAAAAGGAAAAGGGAGGUAGAGGAGAAGUUGCAAGUUUUGAAUGCAAAGAAGCAUAAUUUGGUACAAGUGCUGAAGCAGAUCUUGAAUGCAGAAGAGGAAUUGAAGGGACGAAAUAGCAUGCAAGCAGUAGCAACUCGGCCAUCUCUUCCACUUCAAGUGGAUGUAACAAAUGACUCUGGGUCAAUGACUAGACAAGUUGCUGCAAGGAUGGGCUCUGAGGGAAACCUAGGUGGAGAUGUGGAAGGGGGAGAAGCUGAUGAUAUUUCAAAUCAUAACACACAUUAUCGCCAUUUGCAUCGGAUGAGCAGUGUGUCACCAUCUUCAGAGUCCCCUCUUAGAAGGCCUGCAUAUAUUCAGCAUAAUGCGGUUCCACACCCCUCUCGGGCGAAUUUGGGGACGGCUGGUAGUCCUAGUCCAUCACGCUUUGCUCCCACUGGUCACCAAGGCCACCCUGCAAACCUGCCCACAGUUUCUGUAUCAGGAACUAGUUACAUUGCCUCAUCUCCAUCCCCUGCAGCGUCAGGCGGAACUUCAGUUUUUAGAGACUCUCGGUUGCCAAGCCCAUGGAACUAAGGCAUCAUUGUUUGCGCCAGGCUUGACAAUGUAUGUUGAUUUCUGAUGUACCCACAUGUUUCAGACUGUUUGGGACCAAUUUGCUGUCAAAUACGUGACUGUGACUGCAGGCUGCAGCAGAGAGCCAUUUCAAGGUUUCGUUCAAUGGAACAAGAAUCCAAAUUUCCAGUGUCGGGGGAGCUCAUGGGAUAGGACCUAAAAUUUGAGAUCUAAAAUCUUCUUUUUUUUGCAUUUUGCAUCCUUUGAUCCCAAAAGAUUUGAGCGCCAUGGAACUAAUGCUGUUUCAUGUCUUAUUAGUUAAUGUUGUAAAUUCAAAAAAUAUCAAAAUCUUGGGAAAUCGAGGUGUAAAUAGUUAGAAAGAAACAAAAUAUAGACUUGAGUUUGAUAUUCUUUCCAUUUUCCUCAUCUCAAUUUGUGCUGUGGAUUUUGCAUUAAACAUUUUAUGCAUUUCUUUUUUCAGCAA